ACAUUGCCUCGUUGACGUGUGUCAGACAGACUGGGGGAUUGGUGCAGGCGUUAGAGUGGUAUUCGUCGUCGCCUGACAACAGAGAAAACAUCCUCAACCAACAACGAAAAUUAGCAAGAAUAUACUAUUCCUGUCUAUACCAUAACUCGAAGUGAUGCGACACAUGACUCUUAUAUUUUACGAGUCUGUCUACAAGUUGCUUUGGACGCAACCAGUUUGUCGCAGUGUAUCUCGGUGAUACAUAAUCUAAUGGCAAAAAGAGUUUGUGUUGUAGGAGCCGGUGUAUCAGGAGUUUGCACUGUUAAAUCGUGUGUGGAAGAAGGAUUGGAUCCUACCUGUUACGAAACGAGGGAAGGUGUAGGCGGCCUGUGGCUCUACAAAAAAGGAGAACGUUUACAAAGAUCGAGGGUUUAUGAAUCGCUCGUCUCAAACGUCAGCAAAGAGGCGUCUUGCUUCAGUGAUUUUCCGUAUCCGAAAAAUCAAACACCUUACUGUUCUCAUACCAAAAUUGUGGAGUAUUUGACUAGUUACGUAGAGCAUUUCAAUCUCGGAAACCGAUUCAUAUUCAAUACAAUUGUCGAAAAUAUCGAACGUCAAGGAUUUCAUAAAUCUGGUGAGCCAAAAUGGAUGGUGACAAUUCGGAAUUUGCAUACUUCCUCGAGGGAAACGUUGGAGUACGAUGCAGUUAUUAUAUGUGGUGGACGGGAUGGCAAACCAAAAAUGCCAGAUAUUGAAGGCUUAUCGGACGGAAUGUUCGAAGGGGAAGUCAUGCACUCUUGCCAGUUUGACUCCUCGGAAAUUUUUCUAGAUAAAACUGUAGUUGUUAUUGGUCUGGGAAAUUCUGGAGCUGAUAUUGCUGUCGAAGUAAGUAGGAAAGCGAAGAAAACUAUAAUGAGCAGAUCAGCUGGGUCGUGGAUGAUUCCUAGAAUUAUGAAAGGAGGACUGCCGGGAGACAUGCAAACUAGUUCACGAUUCAAUGCCUUUUUAAAGUCGUGGCUUCCGGAAUUUGUAGGCGAUUGGCUUGUUCGAAAAAUUGUGAAUUCUCGCUUUAAUCAUGAUGCAUUGGGGAUAUCUCCGAGGUAUAAACCUGGUGAUCGUCCCAAUUAUCUGGUAAAUGAUGAAUUUCCUUCAAGAAUUGUUUCCGGUAAAGUUGUAGUAAAACCAGAAAUCGAAAAACUUGAUGCAAAUUCAGUUUAUUUUUCUGAUGGAACAAAGGAAAAAGUUGAUAUUGUUAUUUGUGCAACUGGAUAUGAUUCGUAUUUCCCAUUCAUUAGUGAUGACAUUUUACCAGACGAUCGCUCACAAAUGAAAUUGUUUGAGUGGAUGAUUCCCUUUGAAAUGGAUUAUCCGGAAUCAUUGGCAGUAGUUGGAGUGAUCCCUUUUUCAGGUGGAUCGCAAAUCCUUCAAAUAGAAUGCCAGUCUAGAUACGUUGCACAAAUAAUGAGUGGCAUAAAAAGACUUCCCUCAGUCGAGGAAAUGAAAAAGGCAUACGAAGAUGAUAUAAGUGAUUUUGUUGGGCAAGGAAGGACCUUCAUUUUUCGGAGAAAAAUAGGAUUCGAAUAUCAAGAUCGAGUUGCCAAUUUAGGAGGAUUUUAUCCAAUAUUAUGGAAGCUACUGUUACGUGACCCUAAACUUGCAUUUGCAGUUUGCUUCGGUCCUUUCAUGUCGUAUCAAUAUCGUUUGUUUGGAAGACACCAGUGGAAACAAGCAAGAGAAAGAAUAUUAAACGCGAUUCCUAAUACGUUAUAUGCUAUUAGUUCUAAAGAGCGGUUUCAAUAGCAGUUUGCAGUCGUCAAUUAAGAUAAUAAAAAUAUACACUUCGUAGACCGAUGAAAGCAGUCCAUGUUUCUGCCUUAUAAAGAGUUGAUAAGAUAAGGUAUAAUUGCUAAUGCGUAUUUCAAAGCUGUAUAUAACAGCAUGACAUACACAAGUAUAUAUAUGAUUGAAAAAUAUUCGUACAAAAUUAAUUUUACAUGACUAGCUGAUCAUACAAAGUUGAAAAAGAUAUACGCAACUGUGUUCGUAGCAAUUUUCUAGUAAUUGACAUUACGAUAUAAGAUAAGCGCCGGUAGGCGUCUACUCUAGGAUCUCCGCUGAUAUACUUGAGGCGGCUGCACUCCAACAAUUCGUCUCCAUCCACGCAAAGUUGCACUGAUAACAAGUGCACUGACCGUAUUACCGAAUCUGCCUGUUCAUUUGAGCUGUGUUCGUCUCAUCUGUAUUCUUGUGUAAGUGGUAUACUGUGGCUAAUAAUUAUCAUGUUCACCAAAAUUUACAAGGCUUUCCCAGUUUCUGAGAUCAAAUAAAUGUUAAUUACUACCAUC
Styela clava is the source of this 2324-nucleotide messenger RNA. RefSeq names its product flavin-containing monooxygenase 1-like. The record is from RefSeq and is a predicted model, not a curated record. Gene Ontology annotation, molecular function: flavin adenine dinucleotide binding; NADP binding; N,N-dimethylaniline monooxygenase activity. NCBI's taxonomy places the organism in Eukaryota, Metazoa, Chordata, Ascidiacea, Stolidobranchia, Styelidae.